UCCAAGGGCUGGGGAUCUUGCUGUCCUAAGGAUAGCUGAGCAAGGGGGUCGAGGAGGAGCUUGGGUAAUGGAAGAGGGGAAACCGGGUAAGAUGCGUGAAGCGGUUGGCUAUACAAGGCACAGACAGGACCUGCUGGGACCCAAGUGCCUUCAUGUGAAGCUUGGUCUUGGGCCACCUUGUUCCUCAAAGGGGUGCCUAGUUCCAUGGGGUCUUCAAAGGGACUGUGGAAAGAGAGGCCUUCAGCCCACACCUCUGAAUGCUUUUCCACCACAGCAUGCCCUGUGGCCUGUAUCCUGCUGGUGUGGAACAGUCAGACCCCUGCAUGGCUGCAGAGCCUCUGUACUGGGUGGCAUCCCAGCCUGAGUGCCACAGCUCAGUGGGUAGGCCCCCGAGCAAGUAGAGAGGAGGGCACUUUUUGGACAGAAUGUGUGGGACAAGAGCGAUGGCUCAUCCAUUCAGGUUACUCACGAAAUGAGAGUCAGGAAGAUCAGGGCACAGACCUGAUUUCCCACACAGGGCUGAAAGCAGACAACCGGAGGGAGAGCAGCACCUGGGCCAAGGAGGUAGAAGACAGAAGACCACAGUAUACUCCUGCCCUCAACCUCAACCCCUCCCACACACAUCCUCCACACCCCCUAACCACCUUCCUCAGAAGUGUAAUAGGAAUCCAGAUAUUCCCUGGCCUGGUUGCUGCAGGAGGCACAGUGGCCUGGAGGAUCCUGAGGCAGUUGUGGGAAGAUGUGGAUUGUCUAACCGGAGGUUGGGAGUCCAGGGUGCAGAAGGAGAAGCUUGGAGUACAGGGUUUGGUGGUGUGUGUGUGGCAGCAGGCAAAAGAAAGAGACAACUAA
This is a messenger RNA of Chlorocebus sabaeus (green monkey), 849 nucleotides long. RefSeq names its product FAM231A/C-like protein. Lineage: Eukaryota; Metazoa; Chordata; Mammalia; Primates; Cercopithecidae. The record is from RefSeq and is a predicted model, not a curated record.